Hippocampus comes (tiger tail seahorse) is the source of this 516-nucleotide messenger RNA. RefSeq names its product arachidonate 12-lipoxygenase, 12S-type-like. The record is from RefSeq and is a predicted model, not a curated record. Gene Ontology annotation, molecular function: metal ion binding; oxidoreductase activity, acting on single donors with incorporation of molecular oxygen, incorporation of two atoms of oxygen. The transcript has 3 exons. NCBI's taxonomy places the organism in Eukaryota, Metazoa, Chordata, Actinopteri, Syngnathiformes, Syngnathidae. Bases 54 to 452 code for a protein of 132 amino acids. Gene Ontology annotation, biological process: lipid oxidation.
CAGGUUUUCCGUCAAGCCUUCAAAAUGUGGAGGAGCUGAUCAAGUAUGUCACAAUGUUGAUCUUCACCGUGUCGGCGCGACACGCGUCGUUGAACUCGGGGCAGAUGGAUUAUCUAACUUGGAUCCCCAAUGGUCCGUUGUUACUCCAUCUGGCUCCGCCCACUGCCAAGGGAAAUACUACCAUGGAGGACAUACUGACGACUCUGCCCGACAAAUCCUUUGGCUCGCUCGCCAUGUCUCUUCAUUGGUUCCUCAGCGAGAAGUAUGAUGACUUUGUCUCUCUGGGUCACUAUCCUCAACGUUUUAGUGAGCCUGCCGUCUUGAGGAUGAUUGAGGAUUUUCAAGCAGAACUGUCCACAAUCAGCGACGCCAUCGUGAAGAGGAACGAGGAGCUUCAACUACCCUACCCUUACUUGAACCCCAAAGAAAUCGAAAACAGCGUAUCGAUUUAACAGACGUCGCCGGGAAGAGUUGGUCUUUGCUACGGCUGGUCAAUAAAGUCUCCAUGUCUGUUAA